Pseudopipra pipra is the source of this 1166-nucleotide messenger RNA. It is a transcript of the gene DUSP12, whose product is annotated as dual specificity phosphatase 12. Gene Ontology annotation, cellular component: nucleus. The transcript is spliced from 6 exons. Bases 32 to 991 code for a protein of 319 amino acids. Gene Ontology annotation, molecular function: protein tyrosine/serine/threonine phosphatase activity. NCBI's taxonomy places the organism in Eukaryota, Metazoa, Chordata, Aves, Passeriformes, Pipridae. The record is from RefSeq and is a predicted model, not a curated record. Gene Ontology annotation, biological process: protein dephosphorylation.
GGCGGCGCUUCCCCUCACGCCCGUCGCAGCCAUGGCGGCUGCGGCGGCGGCCCCCGGCGGGAUGGUGGCGGUGCUGCCGGGGCUCUACGUGGGCGGCGCGGAGUCGUGCUCGUGCCCCGAGGCGCUGUCGGCGGCGGGGGUGGUGGCGGUGCUGACGGUGGACGCGGAGGAGCCGCCGGCCGUGCCGGGAGUGCGGGCCAUGCACGUCAGGGCGCGGGACGAGCCCGGCGCGGACCUGCUGAGCCGGCUGGACGAAUGCGCCGCGUUCCUGGGCGCGGCGCGGGCGGGCGGCGGGGCCGCGCUCGUCCGCUGCCAUGCCGGCGUGAGCCGCAGCGUGGCCGUGGUCGCCGCCUACCUGAUGAAGACGCAGGGGCUCGGCUGGGAGGAGGCGCUCGCCGCCGUCAGGGCCGCCAAGCCGGACGCCGAGGUGAACCCGGGUUUCCAGGGGCAGCUGAAGCUGUACGAGGCCAUGGGCUGCGCCGUGGACAGCAGCAGCGUCCUCUACAAGCGGUACCGGCUGGAGAUGCUCAGCGAGAGGCUCUCCGAACCUCAAGACUUGCCCCGAGAAGUCUUUGCUGUUGAUCCAACCAGUAUAUGUCAAACUCCAAACACAGAAGUUCUCUACAGGUGCAGGAAAUGCAGACGUGCUCUGUUCCGUAGUUCCAGCAUUUUGUCCCACACGGAGGGAAGCGGACCAGCAGCCUUUGCCCACAAGAGGAUAACAGACUCUGCACGGCUUUGUGGCAAUGGCCAUGAAAAGUGCACCUCUUACUUCAUUGAACCUGUGCAGUGGAUGGAGCCAGCAUUGCUUGGAGUAAUGGAAGGACAGCUUCUGUGUCCCAAAUGCACAUCGAAGCUGGGCUCCUUCAGCUGGAGGGGUGAGCAGUGUUCCUGUGGCCGCUGGGUGACACCAGCCUUCCAGAUCCACAAAAGCCGAGUGGAUGAAGUGAGGACGCUGCCAGUUGGUAACUUCCAAACUGCCAAAACCUGAACUCAUCACUUCACUUGAUGGAUUUCUUAAUAUCCACAGAGAACUACUGGCUAAUCUGUGGUUGCCAGGAAUGAGCUUGUGACUUCUACCUCUUUGUGAGGUGGUAGAAUUAAACACCUUCAGCUUGCUGUAUCUCUUAAUAUAUUACAUAAAAUGUCAGAACACUUUCUUCAAA